AUGCCUCGCAGCAACUGCGCCUCAUGGCUCAUGGCUAAGCAGUCGCCUGUCAACGUCGUGGAUACUGCACCAUACACAUCUCCCUCAGCCGGCGAGCUCGUCAUCAAAACUAAAGCUAUAGCCCUAAACCUAGCCGACGUUGGCGUCCAGAAGCUUGGGAUCCUCUUGGGAGACUACCCGUCAAUUCUGGGCUGCGACGUAGCCGGCGAGUUUGUCCAAGCUCAUGCCUCCCUAGCCGGUAUCUAUGCCGUCGGGAAUCGUGAAGGCAAAUAUUGCUACUCGGCAUGCCAACAGUAUGUGGUUCUGAAUCUGCCUUUCAUUGCUAAGAUCCCGAAGGAGGUGGCAUAUGAAGAUGCCGCUGUACUGCCUCUAGGAAUCAAUACUGCUGCCAGCUCUCUGUUUGCGGAGGAGACCCUUGGGCUUGAUGUGCCCUCUGUUGAUGGCACAAAGCCCCCUCGAGGCAAGAUGCUCUUGGUUUGGGGUGCCAGUAGCAGCGUUGGCGCUUGCGGCGUACAGAUGGCUACGCAAGCUGGCUACGACGUUGUCGGUGUUGCAAGUAAAAGAAACCAUGAAAUGAGAGAUCCGACUCUCGUUGAUGAUAUUGUGGCAUUCCUGGAUGGUAAAGAGGUGGCCGGGGCUUACGGGGCUAUUACUAGUGAUUCAGCUUUGAAUGCAACGUGUGAGAUCCUCGAUAGAAGUGGUGGGAGGAAAUUGGUGGCGUCAGUCAUUCCAGGUGCGGAAGAAAAGGCAACCAACAGUGUGAAAGGCGUUACAAAUUUUGCGACAGAUAUAGCUAACAGUGGGGUUGGAAAUGCCAUUUGGCAAUGGCUUUCUUCAGCUAUGGGGUACAGGAUUAAGUAUAUGCCACAGUCGGAAGUGGUGGGGAAAGGGUUAGAGCAGGUACAGGAGGCUGUUGAUCUGCUGGCCCACGGAGUCAGUGCGAAGAAGUUGGUUGUCUCUAUAUAAAUGUCCUUCCUAAGUAAUUAUUCGAAAGUCUUGAUUAUUAACGGUUCAUCCAAAACAGGGUUAUAGCAAAGUCAUCCUAGACCUGGGAUCUUUCCACAACCACUGACAAUAUUCCUGUUUGGGAAUGCCAGGUAGACAGUUGGCAGACAUACUGAAAAGAAUGAAGCUGAUUUGAUCAAAAGCAGGAGUGGGACUGUUCUCAUGCCAGCGAUUUGCGCUAAUUUGAUGUCCCGGAGAAUGGGAUCCACAAUUCCACGCUGAGGAUCUUGACCUGCUAUAUCCAUGCACUGGCUCUCUACAACAGACAACAUAUACAUAAAGUAAAUGAUUUGCGUAAAAAAGUUGCUAGGUGUGCUAAUUCAGCCCCAAGUAUCACUCGGGAGGUUGAGGACCUUGCCUUAAUAUUGCCGCCAGCUAUUUGGUAGAUUCUUU
Messenger RNA from Aspergillus alliaceus, 1398 nucleotides. Its product is annotated as zinc-binding alcohol dehydrogenase family protein. The record is from RefSeq and is a predicted model, not a curated record. Gene Ontology annotation, molecular function: oxidoreductase activity, acting on NAD(P)H. Bases 1 to 966 code for a protein of 321 amino acids. The transcript is spliced from 3 exons. NCBI's taxonomy places the organism in Eukaryota, Fungi, Ascomycota, Eurotiomycetes, Eurotiales, Aspergillaceae.